CAAGGAAACGUUGUGAGAACAUUGUGCAAGGUGGUGUUCUGGACAGCCCCUGGGGGCGAGGGGGUGUAAAAUGUUUUGAAAAGGUAAACCAAUUGGAUUAGAGAUUUUACAGCUCAGCUGUAUUUAAAGGGGAGCAGUUUGCUCAGUGAAUGAAACUUCUUGAAAGAAAUUCAUGUUUUCGAAGGUAUGUGCUUUCUGACAAGGUAAGGGUAUUUGACAAGGUAUUAUGUAUGGUAGGUGGGAUUUUGUAUCUUCUGAGUACAUAGUCUAAGUAAGGCUCUCAACAGAAGCUUGUCAAACAUUAAUGCUUUAUAAUAUAUUGUUAACUCUUGCUCAUAAAUGACUGAUUGAUUAAUAGCUUAUCUCUAGUGGACCCAAUCAAUGAAUUUCCUAUUGAAUCCUCAGUAGAGGUCACAUUUUGAGAGCACUGAAUGAAAUAUCUUUUGACUCUGCUGCAGAUUCCAAUUGCAUAACUUCCAAGUGUCCCAAUUUUCCAGAGACAGUCCCAGAAUUAUAGAAGCCAUCCCAAUUUCUGAUUUGAUCACAGAAUGUCCUGGUUUUCCUUUUUCCUCCCCUCCAUGUUUUGGAGAACAAUUAAAUGUGGUGUGUGUGUGUAGGAGCAAAAACAGAAUCCUAUUUAUACAGAAAAUAAAAUACCUGCACCAGAUGAAGCUGGCGUACAAGGCCCUUCCUAAACAUGAACAAUCCACUUUACAUUCUAUAACUGCAAUGCUUCACCAGCCAGCCAUUUCUUGGGAAACAAAGGGAGUGUUUAUUCCUUUAUUGUAAAUGAAGCCUUACAUUGUCUACUCAGAAGUCAGUCCCACUGUUUUCAAUGGAGCUUACUCCCAGGUAACUGGGUAAAGACUGAGUAGCCUUACCUGGCGAUACUAAGCAUUUUUACUCAGAACUGAGUGAAGUUUUUAAUGUUUGAAGUUUUAUUGUGUUUUUAAUUUUCUGUUGGCAGCCACCCAGAGUAGAUGGGGCAACCCAGUAAGAUGGGUGGCAUAGAAAUAUUAUUAUUAUUAUUAUUAUUAUUUAUUAUUGAGUUCAGUAGGAUUUAUUCACUGGUAUGUUCCAGAUUAUUCUCACAGUUUCUACUAUUAGUAGUAGUAGUAGUAGUAGUAUCAUGAUGAUGAUGAUGAUGAUUAUCCACAGUGCUCUUUUUCUAGAAAAAGAAGUGCUGGAGCUCACCAUGAUUUCCUCCCUUGUUCUCUACCAGCAACAUCUUUCCAUCUUCCCACCCACCCACUUUCCCCUCUGCUUUCCCCAUAUAUAUAUAUAUAUCUCCCAGACAAAGACAGAGUGCUUGAGGAAGGGUUGUGUGAAACUUGGAAGCUAAACCACCUCUUCAUAAUAGCCUCUAUCCAGGUAACCACAAACAACAACCCAGCAGCAGCAAUACAGACCAAUGGAAGUUUUCAGACUCCAUUUAGGAGCAGUCUCACAUUGAGUGUGCUUCAGUAGGUGUAGUCUGGAGGCUAUUAGUGCAUGAAUUACAGUGUGACUACGCCUGUCUUCUCCAGGAAGUUGUACCAGGCAGCUGAAGAAAAGUAAGGCACCCUUGCCACUUUUGCAUCAAGAGGCAGCAGCACAUUACAGAGCACUCCAAACUGCCAACUGGUAUCUUAAGGUGUGGAGGUGAGUUUCUACCUCAUCUCACACUGGCUAUAUACAACACUGAACAAAAGAUUCCAGCAUUGCAGGGGUUGGACUAGAUAGGUGAUUGUUGUGGUGGUCUCUCCCAAAUCUACAAUUCUAUGAUGCAAUGAAUCUAGAUGUUGAGCUUUUUUUUAAAGGAAACCUACCUUUCAGUCAUCAGACAGUUCAGGGUAUCAGCCCCUUUGCUGACAGAGCCUGUAUUGCAGCCCACGGAGCACAGAGGGCAGGCACAGGAAGUCCUAAGACAGACAGCCAAGCAGUGCCCCUACCCUCCAAUCUCUGGAAGCACCAAGAAUCCUGGAGGCCUCAUAUUUCCUGUAUGUGAUUGGCUACAGUGAGGCUUCUGCCUUUGUAAUAAUGAAAAAAGGCCUCAAGGCCUCAAACUGGAAUCUUCAGUUGGUCCAAACCAAUAUAUUGCUCCUGUGUCUUCUUAUGAUUCUAUUUCUACUUGUAAUCCUUGCCCUCUGGAUUCUGCGAUUCCUGACAAGGCGGCUGCAUUUUUUAAUCUCUGCAGGACGUUCUGCAACAGCAUGAUGAAAUUCGCCAUAUUCCUGUUCUUUGCUGCAUUGAUUCCUGCAAAGUACGCAAGUGCUCAGACAUGUAUUAUCGAGAGUCUGAUUAAUGAGAAGGUCCAGGCAGCAGUCGAUUCCAAAGGUAUUUGGAUCUGAGUGCCCUUUAUGAUGCUGGAAACUCUGGGCCCUAUUGUCAUUCUAUGAUUCCCAGUUUCUUCUAGGUCUGCAUCCAAGAUAUGGGAACUGUGGGCUGUUUGAUCACCAAACUGUUGCUGGGAAGAGGGAUUGAUUGUUAAGCCACUCUAGACAUGGUAGCUCUGUGAAGGAACUAGAACACCACCAUUUUUAAUUGGGCAGCUUACAGUUAAGACUAAACAUGUCUACUCAGAAGUUAGUUAUAUUGAAUUCAGUUGUGUUUACACCCAAGGUGAAUGGAGUUAAGGUUGCAGCUUUGUUUUUUAAAGAACAAUACCAUUUUGAAUUGGGAAACUCAGCACCUUACAGUGCAAUCCUAACCACUAGGAUUUGGAAGUAAAUUCUCUAUUUAGAAGUAAAUCCAAUGGGACCAACUCCCAAGUUAAUGGUGUUAUGAGUGCAGCUUUAGCUAGGGGAGCAAAAGCAAGGAUCCAACUUUCCAGUGACUCUCCUAGGUAAACCAGUUUACCACCCAUGAACUGCAGAGGCACACAGACAGAGAGAAAAGCACCUGUGCAACUACCAGCACUCUGAGAGAAGCUCUGUUCUGAACUUAAAAAGCGGGAGAAUGUCGGCUCUGUGUCAGAGAUAAUUCCACAGCAAAAUGAGAUUUUUGUGGCCUGGAGAGGCAUAACUCACAGAAGCUUGAGUGAGAUUUCCGUUUUUUGCUAUAUACCCAUACCAUACAUUUAAAUCACAUUCCCCAUCCCAGAGAAUCCUGGGACUUAUAGUUUACAUCUCACAGAGCUACAGUUCCCAGCACUCUUAACAAACCCCAGUUCCAAGGAUUCUUUUAUGGGCAAAUAUGCAUUAAAUGUAUGGUGUGUACAUAGCCUCAGAAUGAAGCCUCUGUUUCCUGUAACUGUCUAAAUUGCACAAUUAACCAAGUUUUCUAUUUGAUUCAGUGUAACUCUGAUCCUCCUGUCUCUUCUUGCAGUGUCCUCAAUCCUCACGAAGGCUCAGCUGACUUGCACAAGCACAUCUGCACCUGGUGCUGAUGCUUUCUGCCCUUCAGGUGAGAUAUCUUGCUGGGAGAGAACAGAAAGGGAGAAAAUCCAUAGCAGAAAGACUGAGGCCAAGGGAGCAAGAAGAGAACUCAUUUCCAUGGAACUCUGUAGACAUGAGUAUAAAAUAUAAGCUCAUAGCUGGGGGAAGCUGGUUGGGUUGUUUAGCUGGAUUAUUAGCACUGCAGUGCCAUAUGUUGGGUGGGAGAUAAAUAUAGAUCACCCAUGUGGGUUAAUUAAUAAAAGAUGUGAGGUAAUUAAUAAGAGAUGUGGGGUAAUUAAUAAACGAUCCCUAGAUCCAAAGUGUGGGGCUAAACACGCUCCAGUAAGAGAGCCCCAGCAGAGUUUAAAAGACACAAAAUGUGCAGCAACAGUGAAGUGUUAGGAAUAGAGACCUUCUAAUUUCCUGUUUAGUCCACUUACAUGUUUUACUUACAAACUUCAAAGGUCUUAUUCAGGAGCUAUUUCAUGCAGCAGCAGGAAAGGCACAGGCAGAAAAUUCUUAGGUUACAAAAUACAGAAAAAUACAGGAAAAAAGCCCAGAAGGAAGCUUCACUUUCUUCUUCACUUUCUUCUUCACCGGAGGUGAGCAGGUGUGACGAGUCUGGGAAUUCAAUUUUGUGGUCUUAACCCCUUAAGCUUGAUAGUUAUAUUUGACUGCAAUAUCCCACACUGAGCACUUGCACCUCAACUGUGAUGGUGUCUGAUCAGGUGGAUAUCCUCCACAUCAUGGGGAUUAAAGUGCUCCCAUGCCUGUUUCUCUAACUUCUCUCUUCCACUCCCAGGGUACCUGGCCACUGGAUGUGCCUGUGGAAUGGCUUGUGGUUCCUGGGAUAUCCGUGCUGAUACUGCCUGUCACUGCCAGUGUGCCAGAAUUGACUGGACUGCUGCCCGCUGCUGCAAAGUGGCCAUUGUUGGCUGAUAUCUCCCCAGCUCCCUGUUGACUCCAGCUUCUAUGCUCAAUAAACAUGCACAUUUAAUUUUCUCAUGC
Molecule: messenger RNA, 4364 nt
Organism: Podarcis lilfordi (Lilford's wall lizard)
Lineage: Eukaryota; Metazoa; Chordata; Lepidosauria; Squamata; Lacertidae
Source: the annotation of a GenBank genome assembly